UUUCAUAAUGGACUCGCCCAAUUAGAUUCUGAGUCAGGUAGCACCAUUUAAUCUUGGUUAUAAGGUCAACAAGUAGCAAAAGAACAAGUUUUGAGUGUCUGAAAAUUUAGCAACAAGUUUAAGGAUGUCGGAACAAUAAUGAAACGUUUAAAGAUUCUAUGUUUAAGAACAUAAUACAAUAUUAAGAUGGCCCGCUACCGAGGAAGGACUCGCCCUUUUUCUGUACCAACUACACCAGCUAAACAUACAACUGACAAGGAAGAUUCUGGUAUCCACUUAGAUGAGCCAGGUUCACCUGUGCAGAUAUCCCCAGCUAGAUCUCCAGUCUUGACUGCCCCAUACAAAGCUUCCUCAGGGUCAAGGUCAACAAAGUCACCUUUGAACUAUUCAACAAGGUCACCAAGGUCAGGAGGAGAUGUUGUAAGCAUGAGGCAUGGGGUCACUGUAACAAAAGCCCGCCACAAUGAUGUAGACGAUGAUAACAUUUUAAUGGUCAAAAAACCUUCUGUUAAAUAUAGUAUGGCUAGCCCAGUGUCACAAAGAAGUUUAACAGCUGUGACAAAACAAACUGAAGGUUUGAAGUUAAAUGAACCUUGUGAUUUGACUAAGAAACAAGAGGAGUAUUAUAUUCCAAAAUUCAGCAAAAAUAGCAGAGGUGGAAAUAGACCACGACAAAGUUUACCUAUAACAGUUAGACUAAGUGUUGACGAGGAUGAAGGUCUAGAUGUAGGGGACAGUCACUCAGACCUGUAUACAGCUGACUCACAUGACGAUGGUGAGGAGGGUUUAAUCGUUAUAUUUAUGUUAUAUUUUCAGGGUAUCCACUUAGAUGAGCCAGGUUCACCUGUGCAGAUAUCCCCAGCUAGAUCUCCAGUCUUGACUGCCCCAUACAAAGCUUCCUCAGGGUCAAGGUCAACAAAGUCACCUUUGAACUAUUCAACAAGGUCACCAAGGUCAGGAGGAGAUGUUGUAAGCAUGAGGCAUGGGGUCACUGUAACAAAAGCCCGCCACAAUGAUGUAGAUGAUGAUAACAUUUUAAUGGUCAAAAAACCUUCUGUUAAAUAUAGUAUGGCUAGCCCAGUGUCACAAAGAAGUUUAACAGCUGUGACAAAACAAACUGAAGGUUUGAAGUUAAAUGAACCUUGUGAUUUGACUAAGAAACAAGAGGAGUAUUAUAUUCCAAAAUUCAGCAAAAAUAGCAGAGGUGGAAAUAGACCACGACAAAGUUUACCUAUAACAGUGAGACUUAGUGUUGACGAGGAUGAAGGUCUAGAUGUAGGGGACAGUCAUCCGGACCUGUAUACAGCUGACUCACAUGACGAUGGUGAGGAGGGUAAUCAUAAUAAACCAAAGACAAACAAGCAUAUGGAAGUGGACAAAGACCUUUUACGUGUAGAAACUGAAGAAUCUUCAGUGGAAGAUUCGGAUACUGACAAUGUAGAAUUCACUCUCAGCAGCGAAGCUGAGGGUCCAAGUACAGAGCAAAUAAAAUUGUCAAAAGAAAAAAGCUCAAAAAAGAAGAGAAAGUUAAAGAGUUUAUUACCAGCAUUAAAGCGAAGUCAAAGUCUGGGAUGUGACACUAACAAAGUAAAUGAAGAAUCAGGGAUACAAAAGCAUGAUGAUGAAGAGCAUCAAAUAAGGGAAAAGUCACACGAGGAGAAGGAUAUAAGGAGAAUGAUUCACAAAACGUGCAGCGCAGAUGCGGCCAUGAUGGCAAACGAAGUUCUUCCAAUCGAUCCUCAAGAGUUCAUGAGAAACAAACAAAAAUCAUCUAUAGCAAGCAAUAUGCGUAAAAAGUUCCAAAAGUUGAAGAGAAGAAACACUGAUUCCUUACUAGGUGCUGCAAUUUUAAGUGUGCGAGGCACAACAAAGAUUUCCCAUUCGAGUGCUGUUGAAUGGGCAACCUCAUUUGAAGCUCUUCUUUCUGAUAAAAAUGGUAUAGAGAUGUUCCGUCACUUCUUGAAGUCGGAAUUCAGUGAAGAAAACAUUGAAUUUUGGGUAGCUUGUGAGGAAUUCAAAACAGUUCGUACAAACAAGCUGGUCUCACGUGCACAGAAAAUCUACAGUGAUUUCAUAGCAAUCAAAGCACCAAAACAGGUAAAUUUGGAUUCAAAGACUAGACUAGAAACAGUGACAAAUUUGGAAAAUCCAACACGAGAUAUGUUCCGAGAGGCCCAGAAACGUAUACAAUUCCUCAUGGAAAACGACUCGUAUAAACGUUUUAUAGAUUCAGACGCAUAUAAACAUUUGAUUCGUAGAAAUUCCAGUUCUGGUGGAAGAUGAAGAAUCGGUUCAGAACGACUGCUUAAAGCUGCUUCCCUUUUUAUUUUUUUUUAAUUCUGGUGAUGUCCAGAGUAAUAAGCAAAAUUACCCACUGCUUCAAUAAUCAAGGAAAUCCUGUCAAACUAUGAUACUGUGUCUCACUGCCUGAAAUCAAAUAGUAACUAGCAAGUCAUGUGUGUUCAUGUCACAUGACCUUUGUUCAUGUCACAUGACCUGUGUUCAUGUCACAUGACCUGUGUUCAUGUCACAUGACCUGUGUUCAUGUCACAUGACCUGUGUUCAUGUCACAUGACCUGUGUUCAUGUCACAUGACCUAAGGGAAGUGACAUUAUGCUCGUUUUCUUGUUUAUAAGUUGAGUUGAAUUAGUAAUACAUCAUGUAUAUUUCAAAAGAAGCAAUAAUUACGGUGAUUUAAACCAAUAAUUGAUAAAGAAAAUAAUUUAUGAUAUAAUAUAAAAAAAAUACCUAAAUUAUAUGGAUUUUUGGUGUGUGUGUUUUUUUUUUAUUGUAAAAUAUAAAAUUGAACAAAAUUAUGGCAAAAUGUCAAGCUUUCUUUACUUUUACCUGUUCACCGACCAUUUACAUAUGAAUGGGCAUAAUGUCACUUUAAAACAGUUCACAGCUUAUACAAAACAAAUUGUGUUUUCAUUUUACAGUGAAUCACUCGUAGAUAUUUCAAUGAUUCUGUAAGUAAUAUGUUUCCUAAAAUUCAUCAAAUCAUAAUCCUAUAUUUCUUAAUGUACCGGUAAUGAAGAAAUCAAAGAUGAUUGUCUAAAGGAAAUAAAAAUCUAAUUAUUUGGUUAAACCAAUCAAUAGACUGCCCUUAAAAUUUGAUGUAUCUUAAAGUAUCAAUACUCAUUAUGGUAAUUAAAACAAAAUAGGUCAAGGUUUUUUCCUAGAAGAGGAAAAAGAUAGAUAAUAUUUUACUUGGAACAACCUGUAAUGAUUACUUAACAUUUUUAGAUACUUCAGUAACAAAACAAAAUAACUGUUGAAAGUGUAAUAUAAAGUUGAGUAGAUGACAUUUAGUAAAAGGCCAUAUUGAGAAAAGCUCAGCCUGUUGGCAUAGCAACUGAUUUUUCCCAUAAUACCUUGCUGUAUAAUGUUGGCAUAGCAACUGAUGUUACCCAUAAUACCAUGCUGUAUAAUCUUGGUCUGCAUUUAUAUCCUGUUCAGUCUGUACUUGUUUUGAAAUUUUCCCUAAAAUUGAUGAAUGGUUUUGUCCAGAUUAAAAGAUGUUAAAGUCAAUUUGAAAUAUAUAGCUUAAUAAGGCAAUAAAUUUUAGUACAAUGCUCAAAAUUUAUGCAGAAAUUUGUUUGAGAUGUAUUAGCUCAGGCCUUGAAUGAAUAAGGAUUAAAUAUUUUAGAAUUUUCCAAUAUUCAUUUUUAUAUGCCAGAAAGAAUUUCGGACAUAUUAUGUUAUACCCCCUGGCGUCCGUCCAUCUGUUAGCAAUUUGGUUUCCGGAGCAUAACUUAAGUUCCAUUUGGCCCACAACAUUCAAACUUCAUAGGAUGAUUGUCCAUAUUGGUUAGAAGACCCCUAAUGAUUUUGGGGUCACAAGGUCAAAGGUCAAGGUCACUAUUACUUAGAAAUUGAAAACAGUUUCUUGAGCAUAACUUAAGUUCCAUUUAGCCCACAAUAUUCAAACUUCAUAGGAUGAUUGUCCAUAUUGGGUAGAAGACCCCUAUUGAUUUUGGGGUCACAAGGUCAAGGUCAAUAUUACGGUAAAACUGAAAACAGUUUUCGGAACAUAACUUAAGUAUCAUUCGGCCUACUAUGUUUAAACUUCAUAGUAUGAUUGUCCAUAUUGGGUAGAAGACCACUAAUGAUUUUGGAGACACAUGGUCAAAGGUCAGGGUCACUAUUACCUUAGAAUUGAAAACAGUUUCUGGGGCAUAACUUAAGUUCCAUUUUGACCACAAUAUUGAAACUUCAAAGGAGAAUUGUUAACUGAAGGAGGUAAUACUUUAUUUAAUUCCCAUGUCUUACAAAUACUUCAUCUUUACUAAAAAAAAAGCACUUUCGGGCAUAUAAUGCUCUGCCUAGCGGUGCUCUUGUUCUUAUUAGAAUAUAUUUUCAAUUUUAAUUUUGUUUUCAUGGAGUUGGUUCUGAUUCAACUUGUCUCUGUCUCUUACUUCCUGUCUGAUAUUAUAUGCGUAUGAAUAUCAUAUUAUAUCAAUAACCUAAGAAAUUGACUGAAUCUUAAAAGUUGAAGUGGAAAAUUGAUUACAGUUUUUUUUUAUUACUUUUUAUUUUAUGUAGAUUUGAGGGGGGGGGGGGGUCAACUGCAGGUCAACAUAAUCAUAAUUUACAGUGUUGAGUUGUGACACUAGGUAUUCAGAAUACUACAUUGUCUAUCAUCCAUCACAAACCCAGAUAACAACUCCUGAUUUCACCCUUCUUUAUGCAGUCUCUCUCUCCCCACAUAGGAUCCCUCUGCUUUCCUUAAUCUGUCAGAAAUGAAAGGGAAAUUUAACAAACUUGGCUGUCAUCCCUAAAGUCUUCUGUAUUCGAACAUUAAUCCAUCCACUCAAUGUGCUGUGGUAAUUAUUGUUGUGCAAUAUACAGGUAUAAGUCAACUCAUCAUUUCCGACUCAUCCUUUCCAGAAGUUGACUCAUCAUGUCCGACUCAUCAUUUCCGUUGUCUUAAAUUAAUUGCUCAGUUGGAGAUGAUGGCUUAAUUAACAAGUUUCUAACAAAUAUGCGACCAACUGGACAGGUGUAUGACUUAUAUAGUUAAAAAAGUAUGAUCUCCCACGUUAAUAUACGUCAUGGACUGCCAUUAUUUGAAAAUAUGAGAUGAAAACAUGAGGAAAAGAAAUUUUUUCAUUUUCUUAUUUUUCUCCAAAUAUUUGUAUUUGAAUAUUCAGCAUUGUUUCAUUUUGUCAAAUAAAAUUCUCAUUCCUUGUAUUUGCCUUUGUCAAAUCUUACAUAAAACAUGGGUUAUGCAUGCUGUAUUGACCUUGAUUGAAGAUACAUGUGAACUUAAAUCAGUGCUUAAAGACCAGACCUUUUAGACCCUGUGUGUUUUUACUGGUUUUGUUGUACUUUUCAUAGGAUGGAGGAGAGCUACUGUGCUCACCCUGGCGUCAGCAUCUCUAGUUUGGAUCUGUUUUUGCUUGAAAGUUUGUAUCUCAAAACUGCUGAAUUGAAUGGAUUGAAACUUUACACACUUAUUUGAGAGCAUAAUAGGGGUCACUGUUCAAGGCCCAUAACUAUAACUUGGAUAUAUACAGAAUUAUGUCCCAUUUGAACCUAGAAAAUUGUACAUUAUCCAGGCACAUGUUUUUCUAUCAAUUCUUGAGAAUAGUCAAUCAUGCUGACAUAUAGAUAGCUCGAUUUGUUUCCUUGGUUAUAUAAUGCUAUAUCAGAGUUAUAGAGGAGUGUAGUCUUGUUUUGUCCAAAUGUUUUUUACAAGAAUAUUCUAAGAAAAUGAUAUUGCAAUAAA
Molecule: messenger RNA, 5731 nt
Organism: Ruditapes philippinarum (Manila clam)
Lineage: Eukaryota; Metazoa; Mollusca; Bivalvia; Venerida; Veneridae
Product: regulator of G-protein signaling 3-like
Exons: 8
Coding region: 187-2283 (698 amino acids)
Molecular function (GO): GTPase activator activity
Source: RefSeq, a predicted model, not a curated record